GGAAGGAAGAAAGGAGCGCAGGAGGCGGAGGCAUGGAUCCGCAGCCCCCUCCGCCGGCCCAGGGCAGCCCUCCUCACCGCGGCCGGGGCCGGGGCCGGGGCCGAGGCCGGGGUCGGGGCCGGGGCCGGGGCCGGGGGGGUGCCGGGGCGGCCCGGGCGCCCCUGCCCUGCCCGACCUGCGGCCGCCUCUUCCGUUUCCCCUACUACCUCUCCCGGCACCGGCUGAGCCACUCGGGGCUGAGGCCACACGCCUGCCCACUGUGUCCCAAGGCCUUCCGCCGGCCGGCGCACCUGUCCCGCCACCUGCGCGGCCACGGCCCGCAACCGCCGCUGCGCUGCGCCGCCUGCCCGCGCACCUUCCCCGAGCCCGCGCAGCUGCGGCGCCACCUGGCGCAGGAGCACGCGGGCGGCGAGGCGGAGCCGGCGGCCAAGGCCGAGGCGGAGCCAGGCCCGGGGCCUCAGGACGACGCGGGCCCGGUGGAUCCCGCGGCGGUGGCCGCCGAUCCGGGCGCGGCCCCCGCGGCGCCCGGGCCCGACGAGGCGGAGGCCGGCGCGGCGGAACUGCGCGCCGAGCUGGCGCGGGCGGCCGGGAGGCAGGAGGAGAAGCAGGUGCUGCUGCAGGCCGAUUGGACGCUGCUGUGCCUGCGCUGCCGCGAGGCCUUCGCCACCAAGGGCGAGCUCAAGGCGCACCCGUGUCUGCGCCCCGAGGGCGACCCCGAGGCCGACGGGGGGCCCCCGCCGCGCCCCAAGCGCCACCAGUGCCCCGUCUGCCUCAAGGCCUUCGCCAGGCCCUGGUCCCUGUCGCGCCACCGCCUGGUCCACUCCACCGACCGCCCCUUCGUGUGUCCAGACUGCGGCCUGGCCUUCCGCCUGGCCUCCUACCUCCGCCAGCACCGCCGCGUGCACGGCCCGCUUAGCCUGCUGGCGCCGCCGCCCGGCCAGGCCGCAGGCUCGCGGAACUCGGGGAAGGGGCCCGAGGCCGGCGAGGGCGCAGCCGGUGGCGCCGAGGGCGGCCCGGGCGCGCAGCCCGCAGGGGAGGCUGGCCCGGCCCGCGCGCCCGCCGGCGAGCCCCGCUUCUGGUGCCCCGAGUGCGGCAAGGGCUUCCGGCGCCGUGCGCACCUGCGGCAGCACGGCGUGACCCACUCGGGCGCACGCCCCUUCCAGUGCGUGCGCUGCCAGCGCGAGUUCAAGCGCCUGGCAGACCUGGCCCGCCACGCGCAGGUGCACGCGGGCGGCCCGGCCCCGCACCCCUGCCCGCGCUGCCCGCGCCGCUUCUCCCGCGCCUACAGCCUCCUGCGCCACCAGCGCUGCCACCGCGCGGAGCUGGAGCGGGCCGAGCUGGAGAGGGCGGCCGCACUGCAGGCCCAGGCCGCGUCCUCGCCGCUGCCGAAGCAGGAGGCCGAGGGGCCUCCCCUGAUCCCCGCACACAUCAAGGAAGAGCCGCCCUCCCCCGGGACCCCGCCUCAGUCUCCGCCCGUGCCCCCCGUCUUCCUUAGCGCCUCCUGCUUCGACAGCCAAGACCACUCAGCCUUCGAGAUGGAGGAGGAGGAGGCGGACAGCAAGGCCCACCUGUGCGGCCUGGCCUCCUGACCUCCUCCGCUGACCCCUCAAGCCCUGGACACCACAGCGGGGCCACCUGGGCCCGCACCCUCCCAAUUUCCCACCCCACACACCCCUGAUGUGCAUUAGCAACGGCUCUCCCCGGAGCAAGUCGAAGGCAAGAUGUCUCAGAAAAGGAGGGGACAGACACUCGACCAGCAAGGUGCAGACCAGGGGGUUGCCCCAGCCUGCCCGUCCCCCGUGACACACACUGGACACGAUCACCUUUUCCGAACUGCCAGGCCCUGGGGGUUCCCAGUGAGCACGGCUCUGCCUCCCCCAUUCCUGUCUGUCUGUGAAUAAACAUGAGUUUGUGAACAUUGA
This is a messenger RNA of Dipodomys spectabilis (banner-tailed kangaroo rat), 1922 nucleotides long. RefSeq names its product zinc finger protein 579 (gene Znf579). Bases 33 to 1589 code for a protein of 518 amino acids. Lineage: Eukaryota; Metazoa; Chordata; Mammalia; Rodentia; Heteromyidae. The transcript is spliced from 2 exons. The record is from RefSeq and is a predicted model, not a curated record.